UAGUAAAAUGAAAUGAGCAUCGUAUUGCUUAGAAUAACGAGAAGUUAGCGAGCUUAGCGUGAGAGUGCGGCGACAGUGGUGGAAGCAACAUGAUGUGGCAUAUAAUUUUGUUCUUUGUAAUUUUAAGUUAGCUCAAAUAAAAAAUGUGUGAAAAAUCAUAUAUUUAUAUAAUAUUUCGUUAUGUAAUAUAAAAAGUAUAUAGUCAAUAAAAUCAUUAUAAGUUAAAUGUACCAAGACGUCAUAUAGUACAAACGCGCAUUUUUCAUUUUCCCCAAAAAACCAAAGUAUUCUUUUUAUUUCUUGCAACGCAAUCGUUCGUCGCGCUGUAUAUUGGAUAUAAAGGCUGUGUGUUUUACAAAAGUGAAAAAUAAACAAAUAUAAAAGAAAACGAAAUAAAUAAAAUAAAAAUGGAAUCAUCCAUAAUUCCUGAUAUAGAAGAACUGACAAUUUGUGGAUUUUGUAAACAAAAAUUCAACGAUAAUGAGUUAGUACCAAAAAUGCUAUCAUGCAAGCAUUAUUUUUGUUUACAAUGUACGCGAACAGCAUUGAAUAAAGCACCAGGUGAAUUGUAUUGUGUACAUUGUUGGAAAUGUACUGAACUGGAUGAUCUUGGCCCGGAAUCAUUACCCACGUUUAAUGCUGUUUUACAAUUAGCAAAAAAUUUCUCAACAUUAAAGCUCGGUACAAAACCACCGGAAAAAUCGAAUAAAGUCAUAUCCGAGAAUUGUCAUACACAUGCAAUGCCGUUAGCAUUAUGGUGUCAUACAUGCUGCACGGCUGUUUGUCGAGCAUGUGCGACAACAAGUGAUCAUGCGAAUCAUCAAAUAAAAUCGCAAAGCGAAGCGAAAGAUCAGCUUGUUACCGAAGUGCAAAUCGAAUUGGUGUCAAUGACGAAAAUGUUAACGGAAAUUCAACGUCUUGGUAUGCAACAACGUGAUUUUUUAUUAAAAAUACUUGAAGCAUGUGUCACGCUAAAGACACACAUCGAAACAGACCUAACAAAUGGGUUAUCACAUUUUGAAUUAAGCGAAUCCCGUGAAUUAUUAGCGAAGACACGUACACGAUUAUCAGUGGUAGACAAUCCCGCUGAAGUACAUAGUUUAUAUUCAUCGUUAAGUAUCGAAAAACAACAAUUACAAAUGCGAUAUCAGGAGAUGUUCCUACAAUGCCAAUUAGAUGAUUUAAUUCGUAACUCAAAUUUAGUAUUUGAUUUUCAAUUAUUAAAACAAGCAUUGGCAAAUAUACAUAGUGGGGAGAUGCCCCCAUUACCAACAAAUUCACGUAUCUUGCCCCCACAUACUCAACAUAAUCCAAUAUUAUUUCUCGCCAAUUAUUGUAUGUCACAAUUAUAUACUCGACAUGUGUUAUCUAAACAGCAUUUACAAAAUGGGAAUGUGGAUUAUCAUCAUACAUCCCCGGUGAUACCACCACAUUUGGUGACUCCACAACAUGCUGCUCCACAUUUAGUUCUUGCAUCACCAAAAAAUAUUUACACGCCAGAUAAUAAUAGUGCGGCAACAUUAAUGCCAGUGCCAAAUAUAAUAACGAAUUCGCCACAACCAAAUAUUAUCCGUAAUCCAACAAAUAUAUAUCCGUUAUAUUAUUUUAAUAUUGAUGUAAAUGGUACACCACAGGGUCGUCUUGUUAUUGAGGUCCGUCCGGAUGUUGCACCAAAAAUGUCGAAAAAUUUUGGUAUGUUAGCAACAGGUGAAAUUGGUGUUGGCUAUAAGGGUUGUUCGAUAUUUCAAUGUUGGGAGGGAGAAAGUGUUAUAACUGGUGAUUUUGAAUUAAAUAAUGGACGUGGUGGACGAUCUAUUUUUGAAGAUGGUUAUUUUAUGCCUGACGAUACAAAAUUAUUAGCUGUACGUGGGGCAGUUGGUAUGCGACGUACACAAAAACGUCACGAUAAUAUGGGUAUGGUUGGAUCACAAUUUCGCAUUAUUUUACAAGAGAUGCGAGGUUUUACAGCGAUUUUUGGACAUGUGGUCGAAGGACUCGAAUUAGUUGAAAAGAUCAGUACAUUUGGUGAUCCUGCUGGUAAACCAACAAAAACUGUAAUUAUCACCAAAUGUGGUAAACUGUAAUCGUCUUCGAUUGUACCGAUUUUUAUUUCAACGAACACACCGACGAUAAACGACGUAUAACCGAUGACACGAAUGUUUUUGAUGAUCAAAAUGUUUGUUGAAAACAUAAAAUCGGGUAUGAUAUAUAAAUUUUUAUAAUUUUAUAAUUUUUUUGUUUCCUGUUUGUGUAGUGAUAACGGUUUUUCUCCUCUAAAGAAAAACUACUUCGUCUCAAAAAAAAAAAAACUACUCGUGUUAUGUAAAAAAAUCGAAUUUUUGAUUGCGAUGUUAUUUUGUUUUUUUCGGAUUUCAAUGAGAUGAUUUAUUUUAUAGUUAUUAAAUAUAAUAUAUACUUUUUGACGAGUUCAAGUUAGAUAAAUCUUAUAUUUUCACUACCCCCCUACGAGUGGUGGUACCUUGUUGGUUGUGGAAAACUGGUUUAUUGUAAUUUUUAAGAAGUAAUUGUACAAGAUCAAAAUAUGGCUUUCACAACAUCUCCCAUGUUAUUUAAAUUUGUAUAAUUAUUUUGUAAUUAAUCAGAAAAACACACUUAAAAAAAUAAAA
This is a messenger RNA of Chrysoperla carnea, 2627 nucleotides long. RefSeq lists its product as uncharacterized. The transcript is spliced from 2 exons. NCBI's taxonomy places the organism in Eukaryota, Metazoa, Arthropoda, Insecta, Neuroptera, Chrysopidae. Gene Ontology annotation, biological process: protein peptidyl-prolyl isomerization. Bases 408 to 2084 code for a protein of 558 amino acids. Gene Ontology annotation, molecular function: peptidyl-prolyl cis-trans isomerase activity; zinc ion binding. The record is from RefSeq and is a predicted model, not a curated record.